Messenger RNA from Brassica oleracea var. oleracea, 1654 nucleotides. RefSeq names its product probable aminotransferase ACS12. The transcript has 4 exons. Gene Ontology annotation, molecular function: L-aspartate:2-oxoglutarate transaminase activity; aromatic-amino-acid:2-oxoglutarate transaminase activity; pyridoxal phosphate binding. NCBI's taxonomy places the organism in Eukaryota, Viridiplantae, Streptophyta, Magnoliopsida, Brassicales, Brassicaceae. The coding region runs from base 94 to 1593 and encodes 499 amino acids. Gene Ontology annotation, biological process: biosynthetic process; amino acid metabolic process. The record is from RefSeq and is a predicted model, not a curated record.
UCCCAAAAGGAAAUUUAGUACGCUCACACUUGACACGUCUUCGGUUACCCUCAACGAACGGCUCGAAUCUCUUUAACGCCGGAGCACUUGGCGAUGAGGCUGAUAGUUCCUCUCCAGGGAGUGGUUCAAGGCCGCGGAGGCCUCUUCGUCGGCUCUCUCAUCCCUUGCUGCCUCUUCUACUUCCUCCAGCUCUACCUCAAACGACGCCGUUCUCCUCCUCCUCCUCCUCCUGAUUCCGACUCGACGGAGUUACCAAGGACCUCGUCUCGGUCCAGCCUCUUCACCCGCGGGAACUCCAUCGGACGUGUCCGAGUCUCCUCCAGAGCGGCUCCUCUCGCCAAGCCUCCCGAUUCGCCGUACUAUAUAGGGUUGGAGAGAGUCAAGACCGAUCCGUACGAUCGGGUUAGUAAUAGGGAUGGGAUUAUCCAGCUUGGUUUGGCUGAGAGCACGCUGUGCUUUGACUUGCUUCAGAGAUGGAUGUCUGAUAAUCUGAUGGAGUCUUUGAUGAUUCAAUCUGAUGUUGAUGGUGGAUUCGAUGUCAGUAGCAUCGCCAUGUAUCAACCUUUCGAAGGGUUGCUAGAGGCUUUUGCUGAUUUCAUGUCACGAAUAAUGGGAGGCAACGUGUCCUUUGACCCUUCAAACAUGGUGAUCACAGCUGGUGGGACUCCUGCUGUCGAAGUAUUGGCCUUCUGCUUGGCUGAUCAUGGAAACGCUUUUCUCAUUCCCUCCCCUUAUUAUCCAGGCUUUGACAGAGAUAUUAAGUUCAGGACAGGAAUCGAGCUUAUACCAGUACACUGCCGUAGCUCCGACAAUUUCACUGUAACGGUUUCUGCGCUUGAACAAUCCUUGAAUCAAGCUAGAAAGCGAGGGAGUAAGGUUUCCGGCAUCCUCUUUUCGAACCCUUCAAACCCUGUUGGCAACAUACUCUCAAGAGAGACUCUACACGCUAUUUUGAGCUUUGCUCAGGAGAAGAACAUCCACGUCAUCUCUGACGAGAUAUUCGCCGGUUCUGUUUACGGGGACAAGGAGUUUGUUAGCUUGGCGGAGGUAGCUGCCUCGGGGGAUUUCGAUAAGAGUAGGGUUCAUAUCAUCUACGGCUUGUCCAAAGACCUUUCUCUUCCCGGUUUUAGAACUGGAGUCAUCUAUUCCUUUCAUGAAGACGUUGUAAGCGCGGCCAAGAAGCUGAUGAGAUUUUGUUCUAUGCCAGUUCCAGUACAGAGGAUACUCAUCUCUCUGCUGUCGGAUACAAGGUUUAUCGAGGAAUACAUGGCGGCCCACAAGCAGAGGAUCAGAGAUAAGCAUUUUCUCUUUGUGGAAGGUUUGAAGCAGUUAGGGAUUCCGUGUGCUGAGAGUGGUGGUGGGUUGUAUUGUUGGGUUGACAUGAGCAGUUUGCUGACGUCUUACAGCCAGAAAGGGGAACUCGAGUUGUUUGAGAAGCUAUUGAGUGUUGCUAAGAUUAAUGCCACUCCUGGAACAGCCUGUUAUUGUAUAGAACCGGGUUGGUUCAGGUGCUGUUUUACUGCUUUGGCUGAUGAAGACAUCCCAGUGAUCAUGGAACGGAUCAAACUGCUUGCUGAAUCAUCCACAUCUUGAGGCCAAGUUAGAUUUUGGGUUAGUAAGCCAUUGUUACACAUUCUUUUCGCAAGUUAGUUCU